Serendipita indica DSM 11827 is the source of this 1170-nucleotide messenger RNA. The record is from the annotation of a GenBank genome assembly. Lineage: Eukaryota; Fungi; Basidiomycota; Agaricomycetes; Sebacinales; Serendipitaceae.
AUGCAGCUCCUCAGUUUGAUCCCGCUUGCUGCCACUCUUUUUGGCGUCGCUGUCGCGUAUCCAGCUCCAGCGUCAAACAUUACUGCACGUGCACCCGCAUCCUUUACUCAUCCUGGAGUUCUACUCAGCUCCUCACAACUCAACUUUAUCCGCAGCAAAGUCAACGCUGGGGCACAACCAUGGUCCGACGCGUACAGCUCCAUGCUUGGACACUCUCUUUUGUCACAGUCCCGGACACCAUCGCCUCGUUCGGUCGUCGAGUGUGGAUCUGGGUCUCAGAACCCGGGGAAUGGGUGCAAGGAGGAACGACAAGAUGCACUCGCGGCAUACGGAAAUGCAUUGGCGUGGUAUGUGAGCCAGGAUAGCAAGUACGCGAAGAAGGCAAUCUCGUACUUUAACGCUUGGGCGGGUACAAUCACGGACCAUACCUACUCCAACGCCAAGCUCCAGACGGGCUGGUCUGGUACAUCCUGGGCAAGGGCUGCGGAGAUUAUUCGUUAUACAUAUACUGGCUGGUCUUCGGGCGACAUCACCAAGUUUGAGAAUAUGUUGCGCAACAUCUAUCUUCCUGAGAUAAUCGGUGGCUCGAAUAUCAUGAUGGAAGCAGCGCAAGCCAUCUCCGUCUUUCUAAAUGAUAAGUUUAGCCAUGACAAGGCGAUGACAAGGUUCCUCGGCCGCGUUCCCGCCUACGUAUACCUCACAACCGAUGGCGACUAUCCAAAAGGCGCACCUGGGAGCCCCCAGACUACGAAAGCGGCGAUCAUCGACUACUGGCAAGGUCAAAGCACAUUCGUCAAUGGCAUUGCUCAAGAAACCUGCCGUGACUUUGCACACACUGGGUAUGGAAUCGCUUCCAUCGGCCAUGUUGCAGAAACGUCUCGUAUUCAGGGGACGGACCUGUAUACUGGAGAUAUUGGCACUCGCCUCCGCUAUGCACUUGGUUUCCACUCGCAGUACCAACUAGGAGCAUCAGUUCCUAAUUGGCUCUGCAACGGAAAUCUGAACCUAGGCUUGGGACCGGUUACGGAGAUUGGGUUCAACGCCAUGAACACUAGACUUGGAUACUCGAUGACGAAUACUCAAACUUUGACGCAGAAUCAGCGUCCUGCUGGAACAAAUCUCUUAUUCCUUGGAUGGGAAACGCUGACUCAUGCGGGAAAUACGGCAUAG